AUGGGAAGUUACUACAUUAAUCGGACCUUCUUCUUUGAUGUCCACCCUCCUUUGGGGAAGAUGCUGAUUGGACUUGCUGGCUACCUUAGUGGAUAUGAUGGUACAUUUCCUUUCCAAAAGCCAGGAGACAGAUAUGAGCAGCACAACUACGUGGGAAUGAGAGGGUUCUGUGCGUUCCUUGGCUCCUGCCUUGUUCCCUUCGCCUACCUCACAGUGCUGGAACUGUCAAAGUCAUUGCCAGCAGCCUUACUCACAGCUUUCAUCCUUAUUUUUGAUACGGGCUGUAUUACUUUGUCCCAAUAUAUUCUGCUGGAUCCCAUUCUGAUGUUCUUCCUCAUGGGAGCUGUUCUGAGUAUGGUGAAAUGUAACAGCUGUGCAGAUAGACCAUUUUCUACCUCCUGGUGGUUCUGGCUGAGUCUGACUGGCAUGAACCUUGCUGGAGCAAUGGGGGUAAAGUUUGUUGGCCUUUUUGUAGUCCUCUUUGUUGGCCUGAACACCAUCUAUGACCUAUGGGACUUGUUGGGGAACCUCAGCCUGUCACUGGUCAUGUUUGGGAAGCAUUUACUGGCUCGUGUACUCUGCCUCAUCCUGCUCCCACUUUGCCUCUACACAGCUAUGUUUGCUGUUCAUUUUACAGUAUUAAAUAAAAGUGGUCCUGGGGAUGGUUUCUUCAGUUCAGCGUUUCAAUCCCAGCUGAUUGGGAACAAUCUUCAUAAUGUCUCCAUUCCAGAGCACUUGGCGUAUGGGUCUGUGGUCACAAUGAAGAACCUUCGGAUGGCAGGGGGAUACCUUCACUCCCACUGGCACCUCUACCCGGAGGGCAUUGGGGCUCGCCAGCAGCAGGUCACUGCCUACUUACAUAAAGAUUUGAAUAACCUGUGGAUUAUAAAGAAACAUGAUUCGGAUACAGCAGAUCUGUCAGAUCCCUCGAGCCCUGUGGAGUUUGUGAGGCAUGGAGAUAUUAUUCGUCUGGAACACAAAGAAACUUCUAGAAAUCUUCACAGUCACCAGCAUGAGGCUCCCCUGACAAGGAAGCAUUUCCAGGUCACUGGCUAUGGAAUAAAUGGAACAGGAGAUUCCAAUGAUUUCUGGCGGAUUGAAGUGGUGGGCAGAAAGACUGGGAAGCUCAUCAAAGUCCUACGGAGUCAGGUCCGGCUAACCCAUGUGGCCACCGGGUGUAUAUUGGGCUCUUCUGGAAAGACUCUGCCAAAAUGGGGUUGGGAGCAAGUGGAAGUUACCUGCACACCAUACCUGAAGGACACUCCCAAUUCUCUCUGGAACUUUGAAGAUCAUAUUAACCCUAAGUUGCCCAAUAUCAGCCUGGAUGUUUUGAAGCCCUCUUUUGCAGAAAUUCUGCUAGAAUCCCACAUGGUUAUGAUCCGGGGAAACCUUGGCCUCAAACCAAAGGACAAUGAAGUCACAUCCAAACCUUGGCACUGGCCCAUCAACUACCAGGGCCUGCGUUUUUCUGGUGUCAAUGAGACUGAUUAUCGGGUUUAUUUACUGGGAAACCCGGUGAUUUGGUGGCUAAAUCUGGUCACUAUUGGGUUAUAUCUUCUCAUAACAGUUUCCACUGCAGUGGCCCUGAAGAGAGGUGUCCAGCUGACAUCUGAACUCAAAGAACUGUCUAGAGUUGUGCUACGUGGUGGAGGGCAGAUCACACUAGGCUGGCUCCUUCAUUACCUCCCUUUUUUUAUGAUGGGACGAGUUCUCUACUUUCACCACUACUUUCCUGCCAUGCUUUUUUCCAGCAUGUUGACAGGAAUCACCUGGGACACACUACUGAAGUUCUGUACUGGGUUCUUGUCACCCAGCACAACAGCUAGAAAAGUAUAUGGAGGGGGGUUCCUGGCACUGGUUCUGCUCAUCAUGUACAGCUUCUACCUCUUCCAUCCUUUGUCCUACGGGAUGAUAGGACCCAUGGCCUCUGACCCUAGCAGCCCAAUGGCAGGGCUCCGAUGGAUGGAUUCCUGGGAGUUCUAG
Cariama cristata (Red-legged seriema) is the source of this 1983-nucleotide messenger RNA. RefSeq names its product protein-O-mannosyltransferase 2 (gene POMT2). Gene Ontology annotation, molecular function: mannosyltransferase activity. Gene Ontology annotation, cellular component: membrane. Gene Ontology annotation, biological process: protein O-linked glycosylation. The record is from RefSeq and is a predicted model, not a curated record. The transcript has 21 exons. Lineage: Eukaryota; Metazoa; Chordata; Aves; Cariamiformes; Cariamidae. Bases 1 to 1983 code for a protein of 660 amino acids.